Molecule: messenger RNA, 2185 nt
Organism: Apis florea (little honeybee)
Lineage: Eukaryota; Metazoa; Arthropoda; Insecta; Hymenoptera; Apidae
Gene: pkaap
Product: A-kinase anchoring protein pkaap
Biological process (GO): intracellular protein localization
Cellular component (GO): mitochondrion; plasma membrane
Molecular function (GO): protein kinase A binding
Source: RefSeq, a predicted model, not a curated record
GUGACCGAUAAAUAUAAACUUUCUACAAAACAUACAACAUGGCAGCAUCAUUAGAAUUAUAGUAGAAAUAAAAAUGGAUGAUUACGCAAUUUCGAUGUCAUUGAUACGUCUUUUUAUGUUUUGAUUCACGAUCGUUUUCUAAACCUUCCGACAACGAAUCGACAAAUGUCGCGAAUAUGUUUGCAUAGAUAUCGAUAUAGAAAUCCUGAAUGGAAUUACGAUGACAUUAAUGAGAGUUUGUUGAAAUGUCAUGUGUUGUUUUAUACGAUCAAGGAAGUUCACUGUGUCAUUUUCUUAAUUCAGUGCUCGAUAUCGUGUUUGAAAGGAACCCACGCAUAAUUUUCGCUUACUAUAGGAAGAAGUUUGCGUCAGGGUUAAAACAUUAUUAUAUACGUUUGAAUAUUAUAUUGCAUCGCUUAUCAUGUUUCGAUGUGACGUAAACAAUGUUUCAAUUUUUUAAAAAGCCUGGACAAAAAGACAGGCCCAGAUCUUUACAAACUUCACCCACAAAAUCAACAAGCUCUGGGAAAUUAUUUGGAGAUGUAUUCAAUAGUAAUUCAUCAAUCCAGACACCAACAGAUGCUUUAUGCAGUCUUGAGGAAGAACAGGAAGAUGAAAUUUUUAAUGGUAAAACGAAAGAAACAUGUUCCUUCAACUCUCAGCUUUCUAAGACACUUCCACAGAUACUUGCUGACAAAGGUGCUCUAGGUUAUUUCAUUCAAUUUAUGGAAACACAAAACUGCAUUGCACUUAUUAAGUUUUGGUUAGAAGUAGAAUGUUUGUGCAGCUCAUUUAACGUAUUAAAAGCUAAAAUGGAAAAUAUUGAAUGUUUAAGUUGUAUAAAAAAUUCAAAUAAUAUUGCCAAUUCGAUAGACAACAAUAAAAAUUUUCAGUGUGAUAUGACACAGAAUAAUAUAAAUAAUUUUGAGAGCAAAAAUCUACUAUUUAAUGAACAUGUAAAUAGUACUGAAAUAAAUAAUACGAAAUCAAAUUGCAAUGAUAUGCCAAAGACUAGUCAAACAAUAAGUAACAUACGACAAUCAAAUCACGAUUGUAGAAGGAAAGAUAUGACCAUCAGACAAGAUGCAUUAAGAAUUCAUAAAAGAUAUAUUAUUAAGGAUACUUUGGGUACAAAUAAAAUUCCUGAAGAUUUGAAAAAAAAAAUGGAAGAAGUUCUUACCUUAGAAAAUAUUGAGCCUAUGUUGCAGUGCCUAUCAGCUGUUCAAAAGAUUAUAUAUCAAAUAUUAGAAACUGAAUACAUUAAUGACUUCUUACGAAGUGAAUUUCAUUGCAAACAUCAGAUUGAUGUUCUUACAAGUGGCAAUGUACAGUUAGCAGAUAUAUUGUACAAUGAAACUGCAUUUUUUUACUUUAUGGAAUUUAUGGAACUUGAAAACAAACGUGAAUUAUUAGACUUCUGGAUGUCAGCUAUGAGUUAUAAACAAAAUUUAUUAGAAAAGAAAAAUGGUAUAGAUCCAGAGGAGGCACAAACUGAUGCUCUAAUUAUUUAUGACAAGUAUUUUAGUUUACAAGCAACGAUGCCCCUUGGUUUUAGCGAUAAAAUUCGUUUCCAAGUUGAGCAGAAUAUUUGUCGCGAAGAUGGAGAGGGACCACAAUCCGAUUGUUUUGAUAAACCUUGUAAAAUUGUAUAUAAUUUUUUGAAUAAGUAUUAUCUACCUACUUUCUUAUCAUCUCAGUUAUAUUACAAAUAUUUAUCAGAAUUGAUUAGUGCUAUACAAAGCAGUCCAUGUUCAAAUUUACAUCCUAGAUUAAAAAGAGCAGGUUCUGAUUGUAGUAGUGAAGUCAGUUCUGUUAGUAUUAAUAUGCAAAAUACCCUGCAGGCAGGGAAUGAUGGAAGUAGAUUAAAUAAUAAUAAUAAUAAAAGAAAUAUUACCAAUAGUAUGAACAUUGAUACUAGACAACUUUAUGAUCCUGAUUCUUUAUGGAAACGUAAUAAAUAUAGUUUGAGCGUCGGUUAUAUUGAUGAUUUAGGAAGAUUCGUUACUGAAAUUGAGCCCGAUCCUCAAAGAAAAUAUGAAUCUCGAUUAACACGUGCUGUAAAAAGAUUUGUAAAUAUGGAACAAGAUAAGGCCAAAGAAGAGUUAGCAUGGAAGAUUGCCGAGAUGAUCAUUCGUGAGAUCACUUCUUUGACUUUAGGAGCUUCAAAUUUUUCAUCUUGAUAACA